Angiostrongylus costaricensis is the source of this 426-nucleotide messenger RNA. Lineage: Eukaryota; Metazoa; Nematoda; Chromadorea; Rhabditida; Metastrongylidae. The record is from the annotation of a GenBank genome assembly.
AUGUCAACCGUUGUCCGCGCGGCUGGAUUGGUUGUAUACCGACGUGUGGUGGACCGCGUAGAAUUCCUUCUUCUUCAAGCCAGUUAUCCACCUCACCACUGGACUCCACCAAAAGGACACGUCGAUCCUGGGGAAGAUGAGUGGGUAGCCGCACUUCGAGAGACUAAGGAAGAAGCAGGAAUUUCACAAGAAUGGUUGAAAAUUUACGAAGAUUGUCAUGAAACAUUAAGGUACGAGGUAAAUGGUAAACUGAAGACUGUUAGAUACUGGUUAGCGAUGUUGCGAAACCCGAACGAUGUGAAACUUUCUCAUGAACACCAAAAUAUGAAAUGGGCUGAACUGGAUGAAGCGAUUAAAAUAGCAGAAUAUGCUGAGAUGGGAGCGUUGCUGAGAAAAUUCAAGGCUUACAUAGAUAAUCUAAAAUAA